Molecule: messenger RNA, 375 nt
Organism: Peniophora sp. CBMAI 1063
Lineage: Eukaryota; Fungi; Basidiomycota; Agaricomycetes; Russulales; Peniophoraceae
Source: the annotation of a GenBank genome assembly
AUGCCGAAGGUCGCUACCAUAAAGAACACCAAGGCCGCAUCCAAGCCCAUCUCCAAGCCUAUCGUCGAGAAGAAGGCUAAGGUCAAGGCUGCCGACGACAAGCCAAAGGAGAAGCGCGAGCCCACCGCGUACGAUCUCUUCCGCAAGUCGGAGAACCAGAAGCUUAAAGACAGCGAGCCCGGGCUCGACGCCGAGGCGCGCCGCAACAAGAUUAGCGAGGCCUGGCUCAACCAUCCCGACAACCCCAACCGCGGCAAGCCUCGCAAGCCCCGCGCACCCAAGAAGAAAAAGGACUCCGAGAACCGGCCUGCGCGUGAGCCCCAAACUGACAGCUCGAGCUUGCCGCCAUCGUCGCCCGUAACAUCGUCGCCCUGA